Messenger RNA from Aspergillus fischeri NRRL 181, 3030 nucleotides. RefSeq lists its product as uncharacterized. The record is from RefSeq and is a predicted model, not a curated record. NCBI's taxonomy places the organism in Eukaryota, Fungi, Ascomycota, Eurotiomycetes, Eurotiales, Aspergillaceae. The transcript has 10 exons. Bases 1 to 3030 code for a protein of 1009 amino acids.
AUGUCAGACUUUGAAGAGGUCCGCACGGACGACUACCCCCAGCUCAGUCGUCCAUUUGAGUCGAUAAAACCAGACUACGACGUCGUGGUUGUCGGAUCUGGUUAUGGAGCUGGCGUUGCGGCAAGCCGAAUGGCUCGGGCUGGGAAGAGUAUCGCAGUGCUAGAGCUGGGCUGGGAAAGAAGAUCCGGUUCUUUUCCUCAUACUCUCUUCCAGUGCCUGGGGGAUUUGAACAUUUCUGAAACCUCUGCGAAGAAUUCCAAUGUUUCAAGAUGGCUCUCGUCUGGGAAACCGACGCGGCUCUUCCAACAGGUGCUCGGCGAUGGACAGCAUGCUUUCGUUGCUCAUGGACUCGGAGGAUGUUCACUCAUCAAUGCCGGAGUCUUCCUUGAAGCUGACGAAAGAACACUACAAAUGAACUACUCACGCGCGGCAACUAUGCUGCAACCCUCCGCAUAUCCAGAGGAUCAUCCACGCCUGAACAAGUUAGGGCAUCUUCGAGAGCAGUCAAGAUGGCUGGGCAAAGGACAGAGUUUCUAUCGAGUGCCGCUAACUACGUUCUUUCACGGCGGCCGCAACAACGCGGGCGUUGCGAUGCAGGCAAAUAGCGGCUCCGGUCACGAGUGCACCGGUCUUAACGAUGGGUCGAAAACUCGGUGGCCACUACCUAUCUUGCGGAUGCAUGGAACUGGGGCGCGGAGAUCUUUUGCGGGUGCACCCGGAAAGGGUUACAUUGUAUACUUUGCCUGGCACGGAAGCGGGAGGUCGGUGUUCAACGAGGAUUUCAAGGAGCAGCUUUUCUGGGUUAAAGCCAAUGAACUAUGCUUCCUUGCAGCAGGUGCUUUAAGCACUACCGAAAUUCUGCUCCGCUCGAAGGAGCGCGGCAUGCAGAUGUCUCUGCUAGUUGGAAGGAAUCUAUCCGGCAAUGGAGACCUCUUGAUGUUCGGCUACAACAGCAGCGCCAAUAUCAAUGGAAUUGCUCAAUCGUCAAGCGCUCGAAGCCGGCCCGGGCCAACAAUCACCGGCGCGAUCGAUAACCGAGCGUCGCAUAACCCUCUCGCUGGAUACAUCAUCCAAGAUGGCUGCAUCCCUGAAUGGUUGAAUCCCAUUAUCCAGAUCAUGCUCAUCUCGCAGACUAUCGGGAAGCAUUCACUUCAGCUUGGGAAGACCAUCGCCGCGCUGCAAUCUCUCCUCCUAGGCCCGUAUGCCCAUGGCGGGGCUAUCCAGCGCACCUCAACGUAUCUUGUCAUGUCGCACGAUAGCAAUGAGAUAACCUUGACCUUGAAAAACGGUCAGCCGUACCUGCGAGCACCCGCAGAAGGCAGAUCUGCCCACUUCAAGUGGAUCAAGGCCAUACUGAGUGAAGUGUUGGGCCGCUCGGGAGAAAAUAUCGGGUUUUCAUACUUCUAUGGCCGCCAUCAAGAGGAAGUUACGGUUCAUCUGCUUGGGGGAGCCAACAUGAGUCGCGACGGCACAGAAAGGGAAGGUGUAUCUAAUCACCUUGGACAGGUCUUUACUGGACAUGGAAGCGAGGUACAUGAGGUUCUACUAUGCUGCGAUGCUUCGAUUAUCCCGACUGCGUUGGUCUGGAUGCUUGCACCAAGCCAAAAGUAUCACGUUCCCGACCAUCAGCUGAAUAAUGUGAAUGGCAGCAAUGAAACAUCACAACCUAUCAGAUGGCAGUUUACGGAGCUUCUAUGGGGCCAUAUUUCUGUUGAGCCAAACGUUAAGAGCUUUGCACUUUCUGAAAUGGCAGGGAAGGGCUCAUCCUUUCUGAGUGGCAUGGUGGACUUUUUCACACAAGUGGAAGCGAGCGCAGAGUUGACAGCUAUUUUAUACCACCUGCAGCUCAUCUUGGUAGAGGGCACGCAGUAUCUCCUGGAGGGACGCAAAGACAUUGACUUGAACAUAGCCUUUUUGAUCAGAAAGACUUGGGAAGCCACAACUAUGGUGAAUGUUAGUAUCGCUCGACUGGACGGGAUGAAGGUUGGAGCCGGUGCGCUUCACAUCUCAUUGCCUCACUUCCAAAAGCAGAUGAGGACGUUUCGGAUGAUGAAAAAUUUCAAUGUUGGUCUUCUCCUAUCUCUGAUGGCCUUCUUGAUCUCUUUUAUGUACCAUCUCAGCAUGUUCUUCUUCUGUCCCUUUGUGCCAGUGUGGUUCCCCCACACCGCAUAUACCUCUGAUUUGAAAUCCCUUCCCUCAAGCUCCUGCAAAGUCAUUGCGAGUGAUGGUGUACAGAUGCUGCUUGAAAUAUACGACCCGCUCUCUCCGCUGGAACCCCUGCAUCCGGACUCAAAGCACCCACCAGUCCUGUUUCUCCCCGGAGUCACAGGCAUAGGCGCCAUCCAUAGCCUGUACGCGCUGCCAUACCUGAGCCGCAACAUGGUCGACUAUUUCACAGCGCGCGGGCACCGCUGCUACGCACUUGUUCCCCGCUGGGGCUGUGACGCAGCCACGGCAGAGGAGUCCACCGUGUUCGACUGCCGACUUGACGUGGCCGCCGCAUUAGAGCACAUUAAGACCAGAGAGCAGCAAAAACCCUAUGUCAUGGCCCAUUGUCAAGGAUCCGUGGCCCUCGGCAUGGGAUUGCUGGACGGGACCAUCGCAAGCAGCCAAGUCCUCGGCAUCACUGCGAACUCCGUGUUCAUGAACCAGGUCGUCGGCUACUGGAACUCCCUGAAAGGACGGACCACUCUGCUGAUCCGUCUCUACGAGCUGCUUGCGGGGACCUUCUUCCCGGUUGCGAGCAGCGAUAGAGACAGCGCUUUUCAAAGACUGCUGGACGCGCUCCUGCGCUUCUAUCCGUUUGCACAUCGACGGGAUGUCUGUACUUCCACAGCCUGCCGCUGCACGUCGUUUGCGUUCGGUUUGCUCUGGAACCUUGAUAAUCUUGAUGUGCAUCUCCAUGAAAACGUCCAUGAGUUCUUCGCGGGCACCUAUACCAAAUUGCUGAAACAUGUCGUGCGCAUGGGAACCCGGGGCUUCUGUUUGGAUAAUCAGCUACGUCCCCUUCUGACGGCCGAUAAUGUUUAG